This is a messenger RNA of Entrophospora sp. SA101, 359 nucleotides long. NCBI's taxonomy places the organism in Eukaryota, Fungi, Glomeromycota, Glomeromycetes, Entrophosporales, Entrophosporaceae. The record is from the annotation of a GenBank genome assembly.
CAAGAAUUUACUUCGUAAAUAACCAAGACAUCCCAAUUCAAAUUCCAAACAGUAUAACCUUAAGGGAUACUGUCAACAACGCUAAUGUACCACGUUUGGUAGUUGGAGGUGCUCAGAGUUUUAUGAUAUCUUGGAUUUCAAACUAUGUAUUACUUCGUAAUGGUGUAGAAGUAUUUUCGUUAGAAAACCAGAAACAACAGGCAUUGAGAGGAGUGGAAGAAGAUUUGGGAAGGAGUUCUUUUUCGAAAAAUAUUCUGCAAGAACAAAAACAAGAAAUUGAUUCUAAUCAACUAUCUGCAUACAUGCAUAAUUAUUAUAAUAGCCUUUCUGAUCAUGAAAGAUACUCACUUAUGCUAUGA